Jatropha curcas is the source of this 1228-nucleotide messenger RNA. RefSeq names its product GTP-binding protein 1 (gene GB1). Gene Ontology annotation, cellular component: Golgi apparatus. Gene Ontology annotation, molecular function: GTPase activity; GTP binding. The record is from RefSeq and is a predicted model, not a curated record. Gene Ontology annotation, biological process: protein localization to Golgi apparatus; Golgi to plasma membrane protein transport; intracellular protein transport. Lineage: Eukaryota; Viridiplantae; Streptophyta; Magnoliopsida; Malpighiales; Euphorbiaceae.
GGGAAGAGAGCUUCUAAAACCGGUGUCGUAGAACAAAGCGCAGAAAGUGUUCCUCCGUUAGUUAUUAGAAGAAGCUCUGCAGACUCAACUGGACAACUGACAUAGCUGGAGCUUCGCGGUGGUCUUUAUCUCAAAUUCUCAAUCAUCAACAAUAAAAAUCUUUACUCGAAGACUGCCAAUACUGGGAUGACAAGAUCAAGUUAGCAUUAUGAAGUUCUGCCUCUCUUUCGCAUAAGGUCUUCAGGAAUAAUUCAAAUUUAGAUUGCAACUAACAGAAAUGUUCUCAUUGUUCUAUGGCCUCUGGAAAUAUAUAUUUAGCAAGACAGAAUUUCAUGUGCUUAUUCUUGGAAUUGACAAGGCUGGGAAAACUACUUUGCUGGAGAAGUUGAAAUCAUUGUACUCAAACUUAGAAGGCCUCCCUCCUGAUCGAAUUGUUCCUACUGUUGGACUUAACAUUGGUCGCAUUGAAGUAUCAAAUACAAAACUUGUGUUUUGGGACCUGGGUGGUCAGCCCGGUCUACGCUCAAUUUGGGAGAAAUAUUAUGAAGAGGCCCAUGCUGUUAUAUUCAUAAUCGAUGCUACUUGUCCUUCACGUUUUGAAGAUUCGAAGUCUGCAUUAGAAAAAGUGCUUAGGCAUGAGGAUUUGCAAGGAGCACCUCUUUUGAUAUUGGCAAACAAACAGGAUCUUCCCGAUGCUGCAUCAGCUGAAGAAAUUGCUCGAUAUCUAGAUCUUAAGAAGUUGGAUGAGAGGGUUUACAUGUUUGAAGCAGUUUCAGCAUACGAUGGGAUGGGGAUAAAAGAAAGCAUACAGUGGCUUGUGGAGGUAAUGGAAAGAAGCAAGAGAACAGAAAUGUUGAGAGUUCGUGCAGGGGUAACAGGACCUGGCGCUUAGAGGAAAGUGUAGCCAUUUGCAGUUGGUCGCCUGCCUUUGUAGCAUCUGUAAAUAAACAGGAUUUACAUUAUAUUCUAUAUGACCAAAAGGUCGUCCAUUUUGCCAUUCCUGUGGCAGUUUUGCUUUAUUUCAUCUGGUCAUUUGUCACUGCCAAGUAUUCAGAUAUUUUAUUUUUACUUUAUCUGUGAGGGAAUCAAAGAAUGGAAGGUAUUCAACUUGUUCCAAAGAGAGACAUCUUGUUGGUGUAAUACUAAAUGCAUUUGGCUAUUUUUUUUAUCCAUCUGACCUUUUGUAGACUACAUAAGUUUGCUUAAAUGCUUAUGCAAAUUGGUGAAA